Molecule: messenger RNA, 2310 nt
Organism: Brettanomyces nanus
Lineage: Eukaryota; Fungi; Ascomycota; Pichiomycetes; Pichiales; Pichiaceae
Gene: MET6
Product: methionine-synthesizing 5- methyltetrahydropteroyltriglutamate--homocysteine methyltransferase
Exons: 1
Coding region: 1-2310 (769 amino acids)
Molecular function (GO): zinc ion binding; 5-methyltetrahydropteroyltriglutamate-homocysteine S-methyltransferase activity
Source: RefSeq, a predicted model, not a curated record
AUGGUUCAAUCCGCAGUUUUAGGUUUCCCAAGAAUCGGAGCUUUCAGAGAGUUGAAAAAGAACACGGAGGCCUACUGGAACGGCAAGAUCAGUGCUGAUCAGUUAUUGGCCGUCGGUAAAGAGAUUCGUGCUCACAACUGGAAGUUGCAAAAGGACGCUGGCGUCGAUAUUAUUCCAUCCAAUGACUUUUCGUUUUACGACCAGGUCUUAGACUUGUCUCUUCUUUUUAACGUCAUCCCUGACAGAUACACAAAGUACAACUUGCCUUCUUUGGAUACGUACUUUGCUAUGGCCAGAGGUUUGCAAAGAAAGGCCGCUGAAAAUAGUAAGGCUGUUGAUGUUCCUGCCUUGGAGAUGGUGAAAUGGUUUGAUUCUAACUAUCAUUACGUUAGACCUACUUUCUCUCACUCUACCGAAUUCAAGUUGAUUGGUUCUAAGCCUAUUGACGAGUACUUGGAGGCUAAAGCUCAAGGUAUUGAGACCAGACCUGUCAUUUUGGGUCCUGUUUCUUAUUUGUUCUUGGGUAAGCCAGAUAAGGAUUCUCUUGAUUUGGAGCCAAUUGCUCUCUUGAAAAGUCUCUUACCCGUCUAUAUCCAGCUUUUGAAGAAGUUGGCUGCUGCUGGUGCCAAGGAGGUUCAGGUUGACGAGCCAACUUUAGUUUUAGAUAUGCCUAAAAAGGUUCAAGCCGCUUUCAAGACCGCCUAUGAUGCGUUUGCCGCCGAGGAAGGUCUUCCCGAGUUGAUUCUUACCACAUACUUUGGUGAUGUUAGACCAAAUUUGUCUGCUAUCAAGGGCUUAAAAGUUGCUGGAUUCCACUUCGACUUUGUCAGAGAUCCCGAACAAUUGGAAAAGGUUGCCUCUAUCUUGGGUGACAAGCAGACUUUGUCUGUGGGUGUUGUUGACGGUAGAAACAUUUGGAAGAAUGACUUUGCUGCUUCUAUUGCCUUGGUCAAGAAAGCCAUCAAAAAGAUUGGUGCUGAUAGAGUUAUUGUGGCCACUGCUUCUUCGUUGUUGCACACACCAGUCGAUUUGACUAACGAAAAGAAGCUAGACUCAGAGAUCAAGGAUUGGUUCUCUUUCGCUACUCAGAAGCUUGAUGAGGUUGUGACUAUCGCCAAUGCUAUUUCCGGUAAAGAUGUUUCCGAGAAGUUGGCAGCCAACGCUCUCUCUAUCAAGAACAGAAAGGAGCAUGAAAUCAAUAACGAUGCUGCUGUUCAGAAGAGAACGAGUGGUAUUGAUGAUGCUAUGGCUACCAGAAGCUCUCCAUUCCCUAAGAGAUUGGCUGUUCAAAAGGGCGAAUUCCACUUACCAUUGUUCCCAACCACCACUAUUGGUUCCUUCCCUCAAACCAAGGACAUCAGAGUGAUGAGAAGUAAAUUCACUAAGGGUACAAUCUCUGAGGAGGAAUACACCAACUUCAUCAAGAAGGAGAUCAAGGGUGUUGUUGACUUCCAAGAGAAGGUUGGUCUAGAUGUUUUGGUUCACGGUGAGCCUGAGAGAAAUGAUAUGGUUCAAUACUUUGGCGAGAGAUUGAAAGGUUUUGCCUUUACCACUAACGGCUGGGUCCAGUCAUAUGGUUCCAGAUACGUUAGACCACCUAUUAUUGUCGGUGAUGUCUCCAGACCAGCUCCAAUGACCGUGAAGACUUCUGUCUACGCUCAGUCGUUGACCGAAAAGCCAAUGAAGGGUAUGCUUACUGGUCCAAUCACUAUCUUGAGAUGGUCUUUCCCAAGAAAUGAUGUUCCACAAAAGACACAGGCUUUGCAGCUUUCUUUGGCCUUGAGAGACGAAGUUCAAGACUUGGAGUCUGCUGGUAUUCAUGUCAUUCAGGUCGAUGAGCCUGCUCUCAGAGAGGGUUUGCCAUUGAGAGCUGGUGCCGAGAGAAAUGACUACUUGAAGUGGGCUGCUGAAUCUUUCAGAGUUGCUACCUCUGGUGUUAAGGACACCACUCAGAUCCACUCUCACUUCUGCUACUCUGACUUGGAUCCUAACCACAUAAAGGCAUUGGAUGCCGACGUUGUUUCCAUUGAGUUCUCCAAGAAGGACGAUGCAAACUAUAUUCAGGAGUUUGCCAACUAUCCAAAUCAUAUUGGUCUUGGAUUGUUCGACAUUCACUCUCCAAGAGUUCCUUCUAAGGAGGAAUUCAUUGCUAGAAUUGGUGAGAUUAUGAAGAGUUACCCAGCGGAGAAGUUCUGGUGUAACCCUGACUGUGGUUUGAAGACCAGAAAGUGGGAAGAGACUACUGCCUCUUUGACUAACAUGGUUGCUGCUGCCAAGUACUACAGAGAGAAGUACGCUAAGAAGGACUAA